GCUCCUCAGCCCGCCGCUCCUGCGGGGUGGGGCUCCCUGAGCCGGGGCUGGACGUGUCGGGGUGCAGGGGCAGCUCUGUGAGGCGCGGCGGUGGUGGGGAACGUCCUUUUCUCCUUCUGCCCUGUGGGUUCGUGUGUGGAGGGACGGUGUUGGGUUUGGCGCUAAGAGAAGUUCUGAAAGUCUUGUGAAAUGUUUGUGGGGAGGCAGCACCGGCCUGGCAGCAGAGGCGCUCUGGGGUCUCCUUUAGUUACAGCAGUGAAAGGCUCUGCCCGGAGGGUGCUGGCACUGCCGGGGAAUGGGCACGGCCCCGAGAGCUCCGGCAGCCUUUGCUCCGCUCCAGGCAUGCUCGGGGUGCCAAUUUGGGCCAGGAGCUGCACUGGGUGAUGCUCUGGGUCCCUUUCAAUUCGGAAUAUGCCUGGUUUUGCUAAACGUGCCUGAGGCACUGGACCUGUGAUCAAGACACGCAGAGACCCCGGGGUUUUGCCAUGUGUGCCUUGGCUCUGCACGCUGAGAAGACACAUGCCAGCACACCUGGCUCCUUGGAGGGUUUCUCCCUGUGCUUUUAGAUCCUCCAAAUCAGAACUCAAGCCAAAUGUAGCCAGUGAUGGACUUGCCUGUGCUCCACUUCAGACAUUCACCGAAGAGGAGGCCAUGCUCAAAGACAUGGUGACCAAGUUUGCCCAGGAACGAGUUGCACCUUUCGUGCAAAAGAUGGACGAGAAUGCCAAAAUGGAAGACUCCAUCGUACAGGGAUUGUUUGAACAAGGGCUGAUGAGUAUUGAGCUUGGGGAAGAAUAUGGAGGAACUGGAGCUUCAUUUUUUUCAAUCAUAUUGGCAGUGGAAGAAUUGGCCAAAGUUGAUCCAGCUGUGGCUCUUGUGUGUGAGCUCCAAAACACUCUAACAAAUAAGUUGUUUACCACCUAUGGAACAGAAGAACAAAAGAGAACUUACCUGCCCAGGGUGUCCAAAGAUACAUUAGGCAGUUUCUGUCUGUCAGAGGCUGGGUCUGGCAGUGAUGCUUUUUCCUUGAAGACUCGAGCUGAAAAGAAGGGAGACUACUACAUCAUCAAUGGCUCAAAGAUGUGGAUUAGCUUGGCAGAAGAUGCAGGAGUUUUCUUUGUCAUGGCAAAUACAGACCCAUCCUUAGGCUACAGAGGAAUUACAUGCUUCGUAGUGGAUCGCAACACAGAGGGGCUUCAGGUGGGGAAAAAGGAGGACAAGCUGGGGAUCAGAGCAUGUUCCACCUGCCCAGUCACCCUGGACAAUGUGAAGGUUCCUGAGAGCAAUAUCCUGGGACAAGUUGGACAAGGCUAUAAAUAUGCCAUUGGAAUGCUCAAUACUGGCAGGAUAGGGAUUGCUGCACAGAUGUUAGGCCUGGCCCAGGGGUGUUUUGACCGCACAGUUCCCUACACAAAGGAGAGAGUCCAGUUUGGGAAAAGCGUGUUUGAUUUCCAGGGGAUGCAGCACCAGAUCGCCCAGGUGGCCACGCAGCUGGAGGCAGCCAGGCUGCUGACCUACAACGCGGCGCGGCUGGCGGAGGCGGGCAGGCCGGCCAUCAAGGAGGCCAGCAUGGCCAAGUACUUCACUGCUGAGGUUGCAACACUGACAACCAGUAAAUGUAUUGAAUGGAUGGGAGGUGUUGGGUUCACCAAGAAUUACCCAAUAGAAAAGUACUACCGUGACUGCAAGAUAGGUACAAUAUAUGAAGGAACUUCAAAUAUCCAGUUGAGCACAAUUGCAAAAUUCUUAGCACAGGAGUACUGAAAGCAUAAGGACUUCCUUGAUGCUCUAUAAAAACUAUUUUCCUGAACACUAAUUGUAAAUUUAUUGGUAAUUACAGAAGGCAUUGGUGACAUAAUAAAUAAGAAUACACCAUCACAGUGAAAUCAUAGGGAAAUCCAUUUCAGGAGAGGGAGUGAUUCAUGUGAAAUCAUGAAUUCUACAUUCAAAUCCAAACUUCUUUCUGCCUGAGACACUUCCAAGGACUGGAUUUAGCUCCCUUAGCUCAUGUCAGCAGUUCAUCUUCACUUGGAGAUUUCAGAGUGAAAACAAAGGAAUCCAAAUCCCUGGCAUUUCUGUUGAUCCAGCUGGGAGAAGGGACUCUCCACAUGCAGCAGAGCUGGUGUGUGGGGUGGAGCUGCACUUGGGGUGUGCUGCUGCAUUAGUAUGGGGUGCAAAGAGAGGGAAGUGAUGCUUUCCUCUCUCCCAGGUGGAGUGAUGUCUGUGGAGCUGCUGUAAUUGGAGUCAUUUUUACAGAAGCCCUCAGUGUGUUCUUAAGGAUAUCUUUGUAAUUAAGCCCUUGCAGCCCCAAUUUGUACUCCUGAAAGGUGGAUAAUAUCCACCUCCCUUCCCAGCCUUCUCAGCUGUUAAGGGUUUUAAUCUAAGAGCCUAUUUAUAGUUCUCCUUUCAUAAAAGGUUGAGUUGAAAUCUUUCUGAAAUGGGGUUAAAAAAGCUCUAGUAGUUCUGCAAAAGGACAGAUACAAGCUGGGUAAUGGGAGUGCUGUGAUUCUACCUCCCAGUGGCCUUUCCACAUUCAAUGCAUUUUACAAACUUUAAAGGGAGGCUCUGUUAAUUUGCAGCCUAGAAUUCCUUGCUCCUGGAAGUUAGUGGUUCUCCAGCACAGUUUUCCCCUUUUUUAAGAGAGAAAAAAGGGCAGGGGGUUGGGAAGUAUUUGCUUUUUUUAUUUGUCUCUGUUUACUCUAAAAUUAGACAUUUUAUUUACAGCAGAAACCUCUUCAGUGCUGGAGAGCUAAUUAGCUAAUAAUCAAGAGACAGGAAGCUUAAUAUAUGAAAAAUCAUCCUAAUUGCUGUAAUUGGCAAUCUGUUUCAAGUGUUUUGGGGAGGGAAGGAUUGGUUUUCUGGUUUUGGCUGACUUAGAGGAAUCUCAUUUUUAAAGCUUGCCUUUCACUGAUGAUUCACUCUGAGUGGAGCUUAGAACAUUACAGGCUGAGACUCCCAGAGGAUUUCCUAGCAAAACCAGGACAAGUGACACUUAACAAGUGGGAUUUGUAAAACAAGCAGUGCCUUAGACAAAGAAACAAGCAAGGAUGAAAAGCACUAUUAAAAAGUUCUCUGACUUCAAAGGGAAGUAACUGCUGUAGUGAAUUAAUCCCUCUAUGUACACACUUUGCCUGGUAAUGGGCAAAGAAUUAUUGGGGUGAUUAUCUUUGUGCCAAUAAAAAAGCCCCUCCCAUAUCAGUUUGAUCAAGAGCUUUGAGAUUUACAAAAAUACAAGAGUAGGAAGGUAGGCUAGAUGGUUUCUGAAGUUUUCUUCUAGCAAUAUUAUUAGUAAUCAUUAUUAAUGCAUUUCAGAUUUACUUGCAGGCUUUCUUUCAGCUGAAUUGAAACAGCUGGGGAAGUUUAGAUUAAAAUUAAGACUAGUCUUAAUUCUUAUUUAGACUAGAAUUAAGACUACAGACACCACAACAUUUAACUGCAGUUAUUCUGCUCAACACAGUCUAUGUGUGAAUCCAGAAUAAUCAAAACCACACUGCAAAAUGCUGGAGUUAAUGCUGAUUGCUGUGCUGAGUUGUGCCAAGGUGAGACAGCCUUGAGGCCGCUGGGGUUUAAUCUGCUUUGCUCACAUGAGUGUCCACAGAAAACAGGGUUUGGCUUUUGCUGUGAUCUCCUGGUUUGUGGCACUCUCAGCUUGGCAUCUGCAGUUUUGUGUGAGACUGAGGACUGGCAAUACUUCACUGAUUCAUUAAGAAGCAAACCCUUUGUGGAGGGAAGUGCAGAGCUCUUUGAAGGACUGUUAAGGGCUGGAUAUCCAGGGUAAUGUAAAAAGACUCUCUUUGUGUAGAACUGUGUCAGGUAUCCAUUUGAAAAAAUAACCAGGGGAAAAUGAGAUUAAUGUGAUUCCUCACAGUCUGAUAUGGGAUGCCUGAGUCCAGCAAACAGCCUGAGCAUCCUCAGCAGCAAUUCAACAGUAGCUGAUGAGCUUUUCUUCUCAAUAAAUCAAGGUCAAGCCUUUAACUAAUGUUACAGCUGUAAAUAUUUCAUGUCUUUGUUAUGUAUGCUGUAUUUUGUACACAGUUUUGAAAGAAAUAAAUAACGUAUUGUAUUUAUAUACAAACUUUUGUGGAGGAGUAUGUGCACAAAUCAAUUUCAACCCCUGAGUAACUUUCCUUGCUGUUUUAAGAGGACAGGUACCUGUGUGGAGAGCAUUGGCUACUCUGGUCACUGAUUCUGGGGACAGUCACAGAAUGGUUUGGGUUGGAAAGGACCUGAAAUCCCAGCCCUGCCAUCUGAGCUCAGCUGUUUGGUUAGGAAUGAGAAGUGCUGUGCUGUUAUCCAGGAGCUGUUUAGAGCUGCCUGUGCUCCCCAGCCCUUGUUCUACUUUGGGACAGGCAUUUUUUGGGUGGUCAUCAAUGGCAAUUCUACCUUUGGCACUGUGGGUACAAGCUACAGAGCUGUUGUGGGCAAUGCUGGGAGGCUUUCUGAGCUUUUAAUACUCAAGGUGUACUCAAGAUGUAUUUUAUCAGUGACUUUUCCCUUUUUAUGCCUUUAGUCCAUCCAGUCUGUUGUCCUGGAACAGCAACUUCAGUAUCAAAUGUUGCAUGUGAGCUUCCCUGGUUAGAAGAAAAAACCUGUAUUGAGAAUGUAUUAAAAAUGCCUGAAUUUUGUUUUUGACUUGAUACAAUGCUGUAUACAAGCAUUGAUACAAUGCUUGUAUAUGAAUUCAUGGUUCUCUAAUAAUCUGUAAUUUGUUGCCAGAUCUUGCAGGUUUUGUACCAGGAGAGAAUGGCUGUGUCAUGUCAGGUUUCUCUAGUUCUGCUCUGCUGGGUGAUCAAGGCAGAUUUCCACAGAAGGGUUUAAUCACUACUUGGGAAAUACUCAAAUACAACAUUAUGUAUCAUCUUUUCUA
This is a messenger RNA of Serinus canaria (Common canary), 4867 nucleotides long. It is a transcript of the gene ACADSB, whose product is annotated as acyl-CoA dehydrogenase short/branched chain. The record is from RefSeq and is a predicted model, not a curated record. Gene Ontology annotation, cellular component: mitochondrion. Gene Ontology annotation, molecular function: flavin adenine dinucleotide binding; acyl-CoA dehydrogenase activity. The coding region runs from base 520 to 1764 and encodes 414 amino acids. Lineage: Eukaryota; Metazoa; Chordata; Aves; Passeriformes; Fringillidae. The transcript is spliced from 11 exons.